Molecule: messenger RNA, 407 nt
Organism: Etheostoma cragini (Arkansas darter)
Lineage: Eukaryota; Metazoa; Chordata; Actinopteri; Perciformes; Percidae
Exons: 3
Coding region: 15-407 (130 amino acids)
Source: RefSeq, a predicted model, not a curated record
GCGUAGCUGCUAAGAUGGCCCAGCGGAUGUCUUUCGGCUUCUACAAAUACAAAAACAUGGAGUUCGUGAGGAUGAAGGGUCCGCAGGGCAAAGGUCACGCUGAGAUGGCCGUCAGCAGGGUGCCGACGGGGGACACGUCGCCCUGCGGCACCGAGGAGGACCAGGUGUCCCCCGUGCACGAGAGGGUGACCUCCUUCAGCACACCUCCGACUCCAGAGAGGAAUCGUCCGUCCUUCUUCUCGCCGUCUCUGAGACGUAAAGUGCCCCGAAGCCGAAACGCAGAGAUGAAGAAGUCUCACUCGGCCAACGACAGCGAGGAGUUCUUCAGGGAGGAAGAAGACGAAGCAAUGAUGACGCAGCGAUUAGAGAGGAUUCUCUCCGACCAAUCAGCAGUCUGCAGCAAUUAG